ACAGAGACGAGGUGUUACCCGUGUUGUAGGCAAAUCAGUGGUUAGUAGUGUCUGAAAAACAGAUGAUAAUGUUGGGGUUAGUUUGUGGUCGUUAUUUAUCAGGAUUGUUCCAGAAACAAAUCGUUUGUUUUCGCGCACUAAAAAAGACUUGUAGCCAAAACGGUCUGGUGAGCUGGAUGGCGACAUGUUCACCCGCUCCAUUAUUAAGAGCCACACCUUGUCGUGCUUCAAUUGAUGAGGUGAUCGCUCUGAAGGCAUAUCAUCUGCCACGAAACUUCCCUGUGACCAUGAGAGCGCGGAUGACAUGUGAGGAUGGACAUUUGUGGCAGUCCGUCUCUCACUACCACGCUGAUGAGGAUGGAGUUGUAGACUUGAAAAAAGACUCCUCUGUCGGUGGUUCUUAUGUUGGUUGUGAACCGAUGGGCCUCUUUUGGAGUCUUCAGCCUGCACCUGGUGGAAAACAAGGUCUGAGGUUGAGAAAGAAACAUGUCGAGACGCCAUACACAGUGGACGUGUCCAUGCUGGAAGGCCACAUUUCUCCUCUUAAUUCCUGUAAAGAUAAGCAGAGUAGCGGAGAGCAUGAGCUGGCUACUGUCUCACUUCAGCGCUGGUACAUGGUGCCAGGCGUGAGGAGGAUUGAAAUACGGCAAAACGGAGUUGUGGGGACUCUAUUCCUCCCUCCAGGUCCAGGUCCGUUUCCAGCAGUUUUAGAUCUGUGGGGUUUGGCUCGAGGCCUGGUGGAGUAUCGGGCUGCUCUGUUUGCCUCACACGGUCUGGCCUCAAUGACUUUAGCCUACUUCGGUCAUGAAAAUCUUCCUGGACCCCCAAAACGCAUCAAUGUGGGAGACUCCUACUUCAAGGCAGCGUGGCAGGUUCUGUGUGAUCAUCCACAGGUGUGUGAGGACCGGAUUGCCAUCAGUGGGAUUUCAUUUGGGGUUUUCAUAGCUCUAUGGAUCGCCACGUCCCUUCCCGUUAAUCCAAAGUGUGUGGUUUGCAUCAAUGGACCGUUCUGCAGCAUCAACAAGUUAUUUAGUGAUGAUGGAGAGAAUAUUGAUGGAGAGCAAAAACACUGGAGCAUUAAUGAUCAAGGCUACGUGAGUUUCAAGGACAUCUCUUUACCUCAUAAUGUUCCACCUGAAAACGUUAUUCAGAUUGAGAAGGUGCACUGCCCUCUGCUGUUCAUCGUUGGAGAGGAAGAUUUAUGCUGUCCAUCUACUGAGAACGCAGAUGAGAUCGAAAGACGCCUGCACACAGCAGGUAAAUCUCACCUGUUUACUCGGGUGUCGUACCCCGGAGCUGGUCACCUGAUCGAGCCACCAUACACACCGACUAGCCACACCUCCAUCUGGGCCAGUCAACCCACUCAAUCUAUGAUUCAGUGGGGAGGAAACCUGAAGCAACACGCAGCCGCUCAGGAGGACUCAUGGCAGCGCAUCCUGAAGUUUCUGGAAAGUAAUCUAAGAGGGGAGGACACAGAUUAGUUUUGAACGCACCAUUUUUGCCUGUUCCUUAAUUGUGUCCUAUUGCUCAACUCAAGAGCUGGUCCUUUAUCACCUGGAAUGAAAUACAUAAGAUGAUCAUAAGAUAAGGGUAGAGUCGACAUCAAGGCAUACAAAUUUUUUUUUGUAUGUAGUUAAGAUUCUCAUGAUCAAGGCAAUCAUGAUCCUGUUUUUAAGUCAAGUCACCCUCUCUUUCCCCACCCUUGGAUUCAUGUACUCCAUGUAUCCACCAAUACUAUUAGCUCUUUUAAUUCUGUCCAUGUUUAAGUGUUACCAUUUAUACCACCAACAAAUCAAACUUUCUUCACAUCAAGGACUGGUGUAAGAAAUGAGUGUUGCCAGAUUGGUGUUAUUGUUUCCAACCCAAACCCUUUCAGAGACAUGAUCUGGCAACCCCAGUAAGUGUUUGUUUUUGUUUGUUUGUAUGUUUCCCUCCUACCAGCCAGUUCUCCAAUAUCAUGCAACAGCUACUAUCCAGAGAAGGUUAAGGCUAACACGGGUUUUCUCAGAGACUACGUGAAGCCAGCCAAACACAUUUCUUUCGUGCUGUGUCACAGGGCAGCAUAACACACUCUGAGGAAAGUGCUAUCCACCUGUUCUGACAUAUAUGAGCUCAUGGACAUGAGCUCGUAGAUGCAUGUUUUUCUACUGUCACUGUGAUUGACAGGGGAGAGACACUAUGCCGAUUUCGCUCCCUUGGCUGCGGUAUUGUCAGGGUUCGACGUCACGAUCUCCUGACAAUGGGGCGAACACUUCUGUUGCACCAGUCGGGUGCCCCAUGUGGCUCGCUCUUAAUACAACAUGAAAUAAACACAACAGAACCAAGUGAACAAUCAUGCAAUACAAAUCUGAAUUUCACAGAAAGUACAGAGUUUAUAAUGGUGUUUAUUUUUAUAGAGUUGUUUAUUUUAAUGAUUCUGCUCCGUCAUGAACAGAUCGUGACACGCUGAUGUCACCAUGGCGAUGAGAGGAAUGAACUCCUGGAAGUCGAUCUCUCUAUCUCCGUUCUGAUCCAGAUCAGAAAAUAGCAAGUCAAGGGUAUCCUUGUCCCGAAUUUUCUAUGGAAGCAGGAAAUAAGUACGGCCAUUAUCAUCACCAUGAUGUAUUGUCGUUAUCGCCAGGCAUUUUAUCAUUUUAAUAACUUGCUGUAAAAAGUGACAAAUUAUUUAAUUAGUUAAUUACUUAAUUUAAACUAGAUGGUAUACUGUUGCUAGAAACAAUGCAUAUAUUUUGUAUUCCUUCACUGUGGAUUAAAUAAAAUUUUGUUCUGAAAAUAGUGUCAUAUUCUUGGUUUUGUCAUCUUUUUUUAAAUAUAGAUUUAGGGUGUGUACUUGAACAUACUUAACUUUCCUGAGAAAGCUCAGUGUCCGAGACCGAUUGCCUCAUACUUUGCUUGCAUAAUUUGAUAGUAAAAAUCUGUGUCCAUAAACCGCAAAUGGAAAAUUCCACUGAUUUGAAUUACAAUUGAGUCACUCCUUUCACACCCAGUCCACAGAUUCAUAACAUCAUCAUAAGACUGAUCUCAAACACUCACCAA
Molecule: messenger RNA, 3036 nt
Organism: Ictalurus furcatus (blue catfish)
Lineage: Eukaryota; Metazoa; Chordata; Actinopteri; Siluriformes; Ictaluridae
Product: acyl-coenzyme A amino acid N-acyltransferase 2
Exons: 11
Coding region: 63-1481 (472 amino acids)
Biological process (GO): fatty acid metabolic process; acyl-CoA metabolic process
Molecular function (GO): fatty acyl-CoA hydrolase activity
Source: RefSeq, a predicted model, not a curated record